Arachis ipaensis is the source of this 2196-nucleotide messenger RNA. Lineage: Eukaryota; Viridiplantae; Streptophyta; Magnoliopsida; Fabales; Fabaceae. The record is from RefSeq and is a predicted model, not a curated record.
AUGGAUAGGGUUAGAAGAAAGCUUAAGUUUGACUAUAUAUUUUGCGUGGAACCCCGGGGCUUGUCCGGCGGUCUAAGGUAUUUUCGUGUAUGGGAAUCUAGUUUUUCAAAAGCGAAGGAGACUAUGGCAGGAGCUUACGAUAUUGAUCUUAAAGGCAGUAAGUACACAUGGUUUAGUAAUCCAAGAAAUAAUGUUAUCACUAGGAAAAGACUAGAUAGAGUCGGCGAGUUCGAACAAAAAAAGAUUUCAGGUUCGAGGCCUAUUGAGCAGAACAUGAGGAGUGUAAAGAGGUCAUCCAAAGGAGCUGGAAAUGGGAAGAUGAGAAGAAUUAGGAAUAGAAUUGACAAAUUGAGAAAUGAGACAGGACAGUGGAUUAUAGGGGAAGCAAAUAUCAUGAGAUUGGUAGAAAGACAUUUCACUAAGCUGUUUACGUCGGAAGGAAAUAGGAACCUGGAGGAGUGUGUAACAGAAAUUCCUAAGAGAGUCACAAGAGAGAUGAAUGAGGAGUUAAUGGCGAACAUCACUGAUGAGGAAAUAAAGGAAGCGGUGUUUAGCAUGGGAGGCUUAAAAGCUCUAGGCCCAAAUAGACUAAAUGGAUUAUUUUUUCAACAACACUGGGAUAUUUUGAGUAAAGAAGUGUGUGGAGUAGUCAAACAGAUUUUUAGGGAAGGCAGCGUACCGGAGGACUUGGGAGAAACAACUGUUGUAUUGAUUCCUAAAACGAGUCAACCGAAAAGCCUGAAUCAACUUAGACCCAUAAGCUGUUGCAACUUCGUGUACAAGAUAGUGACGAGGGUCUUGGUGGGGAGGUUAAGGAGAGUUUUAGAUGCUAUUAUAUCUCCAGUCCAAAGUGCCUUUGUAAAAGGAAGACUUAUACAGGACAAUAUAGUAAUUGUGCAGGAAGCUUUUCAUAAGUUAAACCAAAAAGAAAAUCAUGAAAGCAAUGACAUAGCCAUCAAAUUGGAUAUGAACAAGGCAUAUGACAGGCUGGAAUGGAAUUUUCUACAAAGGGUAAUGGAAAAGUUUGGUUUUAGCAAAGAUUGGGUCAGAUUGAUGAUGAGUUGUGUGAAGAGUGCAAGUUAUAGAUUCAAAAUAAAUGGCAACCUAUCAACCAAGAUCAUUCCACAGAGAGGUCUCAGACAGGGAGAUUUCCUAUCGCGCUAUUUAUUUAUUUUGGCUGCUGAGAGUUUUACUAUUCUCAUGGAUAAGGCGAGGAAGGAAAAUCUUAUAUCUGGAAUUAGGCUUGCUCCAACAGCACCGGUAUCAAUACAAAGGAGGGUGAACAUUGAGGAGAUCACUGGAAUGGCAUCAUGGGAUGAUCCGGAAAGAUAUCUAGGGCUACCAGCAAGAUGGGGAAGAUCCAAGAAUAAGGCAUUAGAGUGGAUACAGGAGAAGAUGCUGGACAAGAUGCAAGGAUGGAAAGAGAAGCUAUUAAAUCAAGUCAGAAAGGAGGUUUUGAUAAAAGCAGUAAUACAGGCGAUUCCUGUCUAUGCUAUGAAUAUCAUUAAAUUCUCUAAAUCCUUUUGUAAGAGAAUUGAAGCACCAAUAGCCAGAUUUUGGUGGAGAAGCAAUGGUAAGGAAAGAAGCAUCCACUGGAAGAGUUGGGUUAAAAUGACAAGGAGCAAAAUAAAUGGAGGUUUGGGAUUCAAGGAUUUAGAAUGCCAGAACAUAGCACACCUAGGUAAACAAGCUUGGAGGUUGUUAAAAGAGGAGGAUGUUAUAUGGGUUCGGACUCUGAAGGCCAUUUAUUACCCGAAUUACAGCCUAUGGGAGGCAGGAGUAGGUAGGAACGCUUCAUGGAUAUGGAAGAGCUUGCUAGAAGGAAGGGAUUUCCUUAGAAGGAAAGGAAGUUGGAGUAUAGGGAAUGGAGCAGAGGUAGAUAUUUGGGAAGACAAUUGGGCGGUAGGGAUAGGAAAAUUGGGAAGAGGCAGAACAGGAGGUAUUAGAAAAGUGAGUGAGCUGAUUAGAGAAGGGGAGGGUUGGGAUAGGAACAAGAUUAAAGAAAUAUUUCAUGGAAGCGUAGCUAAACUAAUAACUAAGACUCCUAUUAGCCUGAUCAACAAGAAGGAUCACUUUGUUUGGCAGCACAGAAAGGAUGGACAGUACACUGUGAGAACCGGUUAUCAUGUCGCUAAGGAGGAGAAGGAUUCGAAGGAAGAGGGAAGAAUCUGCAAGGUUUCGACUAGUCAGGAUUAG